AUGGGAAUCUCUUUGUUGAAUCAGAUGCUUAGUUCAGAUUUUAAUGACUAUUACGCUGUGAAAUAUGAGGGAUAUCUUUUGGAGAAGUAUGGGGAGGAAAGUAGCCAACACCGAGAACUUGACAAAGAAUUGUGGUACGAAGCUUCCGGGGGAAAAAAGAGAGGCAAAGUCUAUGGGUUAAGCAAUGUUAAGAAUGAUUUUAACGUUCAGCAUCACGGCAAACAAGGCCAAGAGAUCGAAAGGUUGAAUGUGAUUAUCCAAGAUAUAGUGAAAGAAAAAGAAGAAGAAAAAGAAAUGUUGAACGAUAUUAUUGCGGGAUUGGUGGUGGAAAAAGAGAAAGAUAAGGCGGAGAAAGAGAUUAUGAAUGAAAGAAUGGCAAACAUUGAAGUGAUGCUAAAAGCUAGGUUUCAAAACGCAUAAUCAUUGACUUAGGUUCCAAAACGUAUAAACACUUUGUUUUGAA
Molecule: messenger RNA, 463 nt
Organism: Helianthus annuus (common sunflower)
Lineage: Eukaryota; Viridiplantae; Streptophyta; Magnoliopsida; Asterales; Asteraceae
Exons: 3
Coding region: 1-420 (139 amino acids)
Source: RefSeq, a predicted model, not a curated record